AUGGAUUCCGACUCUGGCUCCAUCUGCAGCCGCUCCUCGUCCCCAGACCUGGUGGUGGACGACUCUGCUGGGAGCUUCUUCUCCAACAAGAUGUUCCAGACAUACUGCCAAGAAAACAGAGCAGACAGCGAGGCCAGCCAGGGCAGGAUGAAGCGCUGCAGUGGGGGCGGUAAGACCAAGAACAGGUCUGAGCUCAACAAGGAUGAGGUGCAAGACCUGAGACUGAAAGUCAACAGCCGGGAGAGGAAAAGGAUGCAUGAUCUGAACCAGGCCAUGGAUGGGCUGAGAGAGGUCAUGCCCUACGCUCAUGGACCUUCAGUUCGCAAGCUGUCAAAAAUUUCCACCUUGCUGUUAGCUCGCAACUACAUCCUCAUGCUGUCCAGCUCCUUGGAGGAGAUGAAGAAGUUGGUGGGGGAUGUUUAUGGCGGCAGUGCUGCCGCCCAGAGCCGCACCGCUGCCCACUCCGCUAUCACCCCUGCAGCCCCCACUGCCCUCCACCCUCUGCAUCCUCUGGCCCAGUCUCUGCACUCUCUUGUGGCCAGCACGCCCUCAGCUCUCCAGCAUCACUCACCUUCUCCUGCUGCAGCCCCAGCCCCGCACUCUCCUCCAUCCACCAGCUUUCUGGGUUUUCACGCUCCAGUCCAGGGCCUUCUGAAGGACCCCCUGCACCUAGCCAGCUCCUACAGGCACUUCCCCGGCAUGCCCUGCCCCUGUUCACUCUGCCAGCCUUUGCCCACCACUACCUCCACAUUACACAGCCUGUCUAUGACCAAGUGA
Messenger RNA from Epinephelus fuscoguttatus (brown-marbled grouper), 777 nucleotides. RefSeq names its product oligodendrocyte transcription factor 4 (gene olig4). The record is from RefSeq and is a predicted model, not a curated record. Bases 1 to 777 code for a protein of 258 amino acids. Gene Ontology annotation, molecular function: protein dimerization activity. NCBI's taxonomy places the organism in Eukaryota, Metazoa, Chordata, Actinopteri, Perciformes, Serranidae. The transcript has a single exon.